GGACAGGAAUCCGACCCAUGGUCCCAGAUAUUUUGGAUACAUUGGAGAGGAUGUAGCACCUCUCCUUGGUUUGAGUAUUAAGCAAACAAUUGCAACAUUUCAAAGGAUUUUCAAGGAUACAUUUCGAACUAAGAUAGAUUUGCAAGAGAGGAGGUGAAAGACAUCAAAGCUUAGAUUCCUUUCAAAGAGAAGACACCAGAAUGUUGAAACAUCAGUCCUCGUCCAUCCCAAAUUUGGGCCUACCCCCAAAAGGUGAAAACAACCUGCUGAUCUUGCCACCGAUAGAUGGCGACAUCAGAAGCCAGGCGACAGACUUCGUCAAGAAACAGUUCAGCGUAAUACCGUUCGUCAAUGAUCAACAAAAGGACCAAAUCGCGCGAUGGCUUGCGGAGCAUGUGCAGACCGAACGGAUGGGGUGGAGCAAAAAGAUGGAAUUGUCGAUCAGAGAGAUUGAAAAACAACGCAGAGGGACACUUUUGAAUAAUUCUCGUAUUCAGACGAUAAAUUCCCAAGUCGAACAUAUGAUUCAAAAAGAGGCUACAGAAGCGGAUACGAAAUUCGCUGAUGACAAUUACGAUGUGAUUCUGGAAUUAGAGCAGAAUGUCAUGACGCUGUGCAGUUUGGUGGGUCAGUUGUUGGACGAUAGAACCCAGUGUUUAAAACUGUUGGGCAUCUCGGAAAAGCAGAUGCACGAGUAUGAAUACGUCGCCGACUUAUUGCGGCAGAAGAUGAAUAGCUUUGACGGGGAGAUUAGGAGAUUAAGAGAUGAGAAAGAUGACAAUUUACAGACGCCCCGAUCUCAGGUUUCAAUUGUGUCUAAAAUUGACCCAGCGACGCCGCGGCGCGCUGGUGUUUCAAAAGGUGGGAAGAAAAAUAAAGGUGAACCGCCGGACCGCUUUUUAAGUUUGAAACCGGUUGAGACGGUGAAUUUGAUUCCGUUGGUUGUGUCACAUGAUGUGAAUAGUGAGAAACGCGUCAUGGCUGGCAAGAAUCGGAAAAAACGGAAGGAUUCUUUAGAUGGGAAGAAAAGAUUACACUUGCGGAAAGAAGUGGAAAUUGAUGAUAAGAAAAAAGCAAAAAGCGACCCAGAGUUGAUGUUAGGGAAAUUAGAGGUGCAAAAAAUCACGCCCAUUUCGCCUGACGAGAAGACAAGGAAACAAGAGGAAAUGAUUGAAGUUUUAAAGCUCGAAAUGAAAGAGUUGGAGGUGAUCGUGUUGCAAAAAGACAAAGAUUUAGAGAAGUAUAAACAUCAUAUUAAGACAUUAAAGCACUUGUACCACUAUGGUAACCUUGGGUUAAAGGGCGGGAAAUACAAAGAGUCAAACUUUAUGAGAACGAAUGACGCUGCCAAGUUUACGCAGAAGGAUUCGCUGUCGGUGAUGUCGCAUUCAUUGCCUGCGAUUGGGCCGGAAAACAUCAAUCAGAAUGGGAACGAGGACGUCGGUUUGUCGCUAGAUAGCAUUCUAUUCCCGCCUGCUAAGACUUCAGUUUCACGCUGCUUGCGGUGUAAGCGUUUGUACCGCUUGCAGGACAAUCAUAAAAAGGCGUGCCGUUAUCACCCAAAGUCGAAACGAAAGGUAGAGAAGUAUUCCGACAAUGGGAAGUUACAAAAUGUCACGUUUGUUUGGGACUGUUGCCACGGUGACGCUGAAAAUGACGGUUGUUGCGCGGACGAACACAUCUGACAACGAACCUAUAACUCCUUUCCUGCGAAGGUGGCGCCACUGUUCAGCCGUUCUGUACCGAGCGAAGCCAGACGUCAGGAUGACUGGAGUAACUUAUCUGUGGUCACGCGAAGUGAGCAGAAUAUUUCAUUUAUACAGUAGGACCUCUCUCAAGGACAACCUUUGGACUGAAAAAUGGUGUCCUUAAUUGAGAGAUGUCCUGAUUAAAGGGGACAUAAUCAAUGGAAAUAAACAUUUUGGAACAUCUGCCGUGUUCUUUAGAGAGGGGUGUCCUUUAUAGAGAUGGUGUGCUCAUCAGAAAGGACGUCCUUAAUAGAGAGGUGUCUGCUAAGGGAGGUUCCAUAGUUGACAAGGGGUGACCCUGACAUCAUUCUCUGUACUAAUUCAGGGCCUCUGCAGGCAGAAGUCAUUAACACAUGGCACAAUAUUGGGGGCCUGGUGGUCAUCAAAAGCAGUGCAUGUGAUACUAUAACAAAUGUAAUACCUAAACCUUCUCAGUGAACUUCCAGUGAAAAGGUUUUGAAUAUGAUUUAGUAAAAUUUUUGU
This is a messenger RNA of Lineus longissimus, 2231 nucleotides long. RefSeq lists its product as uncharacterized. The record is from RefSeq and is a predicted model, not a curated record. NCBI's taxonomy places the organism in Eukaryota, Metazoa, Nemertea, Pilidiophora, Heteronemertea, Lineidae. The transcript is spliced from 3 exons. The coding region runs from base 201 to 1685 and encodes 494 amino acids.